Molecule: messenger RNA, 737 nt
Organism: Colletotrichum destructivum
Lineage: Eukaryota; Fungi; Ascomycota; Sordariomycetes; Glomerellales; Glomerellaceae
Product: Putative mitochondrial ATPase inhibitor
Exons: 3
Coding region: 254-553 (99 amino acids)
Biological process (GO): negative regulation of ATP-dependent activity
Cellular component (GO): mitochondrion
Molecular function (GO): ATPase inhibitor activity
Source: RefSeq, a predicted model, not a curated record
CUCUCCCAUCAGCUCGUUCCAAGGAAUCAGAUCAUCCCCUCUCCGUCCAAUAAGCAUUUGACCUGCGUUCUCUUUCCCGAGUUGCACCAGACUCUCCACAACCCAACCUAUCACAAAACCCAUCGACUAGCACCCGUCGUCAUCGGUCAACCUAAGCCAAACAUAACCUCUUCCAACAACAUCAUCAACCAUUCAAUUGACACCACGCUUAUCCUCCCAACGACAAACCAAACUUCUUUAUAGAUCCUUGAAAAUGAUGCGCAUCGCUGCCACCAAGGCCGUCGCCCGUCCUUUGACUCUCGCCUCUCGAGCUACUUUCAGCACCACCCCCCGCGCCAUGGGCGAGGGCGACACUGGAGCUCCCUCCAAGUAUGGAGGCGGCGACGCUUUCCAGAAGCGCGAGAAGGCAAGCGAGGACUACGCUAUCCGCCUGCGCGAGAAGGAGAAGCUCCUUGAGCUCAAGAAGAAGCUCAGCGAGCAGCAGGCCCACCUCCAGCAGCUGUCCGACCACAUCGACGAGAUCACCAAAAACCAGGGCGGCGAGCACAACUAAAUCUGAACAAAACAUGCAUUCGCAAUAAUACCAAAUGGCGAGCGAGGGAGCCGUGUACGCUGAACGGACGGAGGGGAAGAUUGAUAUCCGCAAUAGCCGGCGCAUGUAGCAGAUCGUGAAUGACGCGAGCGCAAUUUUACCGAAAAUUAAAAUCAGGAUUGCCAACCAACACUUGGUAUUCGCC